AUGCUCAAGGAGAGCGGACCUCGACUGGCGGUGCUGGUGGUGAUCACGUGGUUGGCUCACCUGAGCGAGCAGUACUUUUUCAACGGCAUCAAGUCCGGACUCGAUGCGGAUCUAAAACACUCUCUGUUCUUACGCCGUGUUGGCCAGUGUGAGGGUCAGCGCCAUUUGGCGAUCUAUCUGGCCGAUGCCCAGAUUGCCCAGCAAAACAACACACACUACAUCGUGAGCGGUGUGUUGACCGUGCGGCGGAAUAUUACCGACGGUCCGCUCGAGGGAACAGUGACGAUCGCGAUCUGCCAUAAUGAAACGCAGUGUCGACCGUUUAUCGAACCACCGGUUACGAUCGGUGACGUAUGUGAGCUAUUCACUAAUGGUUCGCGUAGCCACAGUAUCUUCGGGCAGAUCCUUGGCCAUAGUAUUCCAGAGCUGAGGUGCCCACUCUCGGAGGGGAUUUUUCGUCUGGUGGAUAUACCGUUGGAUUACAAACCAUUCCGCUAUUUCUCUCCGCACGUUAGUAAAAUCUGGCGCAUCGAUCUAUCCGGCGUCAGCCACGGUCGGCGUGUGUUCUGUGUGCGGAUCGAGAUGUUUGUGUACAGCUGGGAAGAUAUGCUUCCAAGGUAUUAG
Molecule: messenger RNA, 624 nt
Organism: Anopheles aquasalis
Lineage: Eukaryota; Metazoa; Arthropoda; Insecta; Diptera; Culicidae
Source: RefSeq, a predicted model, not a curated record